This is a messenger RNA of Oikopleura dioica, 975 nucleotides long. NCBI's taxonomy places the organism in Eukaryota, Metazoa, Chordata, Appendicularia, Copelata, Oikopleuridae. The record is from the annotation of a GenBank genome assembly.
AUGGUUUUGUGCGUGGGAAAAGGAGCGAAAUGUCGCUUUAUUGAAGAAAAAGAAAUCGUCGAUCCAGAGCUUAUUUACGAAAACUUCCCUGAAUAUGUCAAAGACUCGCAGCAGCUUGUAAAACUGCCAGAAACGCGACUCGGAGCGCCAGGAGUUCUUUAUGUCAAUCAGCGGGAGUUUGCCGCCACUGUGCCGGAAGAUGAAAUGACUAAAUACAUCGGCACAGACAACGCCACAACCUGCAAUAUCGUUUGUGUGCGGCAUACGGGCAGCCGAGCAGUCUGCCUCAGCCAUUUAGACGGGUCAAAUACAGAUGAAGCCAUUGCAUCUAUGAUCAUGUCAACGCAGGCGUUGACGAAUCCAAAAGACGACUCCCUCGGCCGCCUGGAAAUUCAUGUGAUCGGAGGGUACGCAGACGAGGAAGAUUGCUCACUAGAAGUUACCGAAGGUAUCCUCCGCGCGUGCACAAAACGACCAGAAAAAAUAUAUUUGAACAGCUUGUGCGUCCUCUCCCAGAACACUGAAUAUUUCGCAAAUCGACCGCGCCCGAUUUUGUAUGGAGUCGCCAUAGAAGUUCACGGAGGCUACUGCUUUCCAGCCAAGUUCAUGUACAAAGGCCCAGAUAUUCCAAUCCGCACUGCCAGACUUUUCCGUGGAACGGGCGACUGUCUCAACAUCUACGACUACCAAAAUCACGAGCUUCAAAUUGGUCCCUUCGAUUACCAAGCCUGGCCUAACGCUGAAAAAUAUUAUCUUCUUCCCGAUGCGCUCAUCCGUCAAUACCUCUCUACAUCUCCUAACGUUGAAAAGCCCGAUUUCGCGCACUGCACCAAAGAAGCCAUAAAAGUGAUCAUGCAGCAUCCUGAGCCAUUAGAGACGAUUUUCCAGAACAAAGUCAGAAAAUACAAGCGAAAGUCCGACGGCUUCUGGGAACUGAUCGAUAGCUUGAACGAUUCCGGAACUUCUUCUUCCUGA